UUGUUGUAUUUGCCUUAUGCAUGACUCACUGUGUGCCCUGUUCCACUCUUUACAGAUUGACAUUCAGAUUCAAGAUGCACUGCGCCGCUAUCAUCAAUGUGCUACCAUUCAGCUGGACUUCCAGCUUCCAGAAAGGUUCAACCUAACUUACGUCAGUGGUGAAGGCGAUGAAAAGAAAAGGCCAGUCAUUAUUCACCGUGCGAUUCUGGGCUCUGUAGAGAGAAUGAUCGCUGUAUUGACAGAGAAUUUUGGUGGAAAGUGGCCGUUCUGGCUGUCACCAACUCAGGCCAUUGUGAUUCCUGUGUCUCCGAAAUAUGAGGAGUAUGCAAUCAAAGUAUGUAUUUAGUUAUGCUACAAAAACUACGUAAGAUACUAUACAAUCAAAAAAAAAA
Molecule: messenger RNA, 392 nt
Organism: Orbicella faveolata
Lineage: Eukaryota; Metazoa; Cnidaria; Anthozoa; Scleractinia; Merulinidae
Product: threonine--tRNA ligase 1, cytoplasmic-like
Biological process (GO): threonyl-tRNA aminoacylation
Cellular component (GO): cytoplasm; mitochondrion
Molecular function (GO): ATP binding; threonine-tRNA ligase activity
Source: RefSeq, a predicted model, not a curated record